AUGUCGCAAACAUUCUCCAAGGACCAGGUGGCUUCGCAUAGCAAAGGCGAUAGCCUCUGGGUUGUUAUUGACGAAGAUGUGUACGACUUGACCAAGUUUCAAGAUGACCAUCCAGGUGGAAAGAAAAUCCUCCAGCGCGUUGGUGGCAAGGAUGCCUCCAAGCAGUUCUGGAAAUACCACAACGAAGGAAUCCUAAAGAAGUACAAGGCCCAGCUGCAGAUUGGUUCUUUGGAUUCCAAGAAGGCUGCUGCUCCAGCCCCUGCUCCCAAACCUGCUGCUCCAAAGGCCCCGGCUUCCUCGAAUGCCCAGCCGGCCAAGUCGGAGGGGCCGUUGGAUCCUUACGGGGAUCUCAUUCCGUUCGCUGACCCAUCGUGGUACCAAGGCCACCACUCUCCCUAUUACAACGAGACACACGCUGCCCUUCGUGACGAAGUUCGCUCAUGGGUUGACGCCGAGAUUGAGCCAUACGUUACAGAAUGGGAGGAGAACAAAAAGGUGCCGGAUAGCAUCUACAAGCAGAUGGGCGAACGGGGCUACCUUGCCGGUCUUCUGGGUGUCAAUUUCCCAACUGAAUACACCAACGCUCGUGUGCAGUCGGUUCCCCCGGAGAAGUGGGAUCACUACCACGAACUCAUUGUCACCGAUGAGCUGUCGCGUGCUGCCAGCGGUGGUCUUGUCUGGAACUUGAUCGGUGGCUUCGGUAUCGGAUGCCCGCCUCUCGUCAAGUUUGGCAAGAAGCCUUUGCUCGACCGAAUCCUGCCCGGCAUCUUGGCUGGAGACAAGCGCAUUUGCCUUGCUAUCACGGAGCCUGAUGCAGGCAGUGACGUGGCCAACUUGACCUGCGAGGCCAAACUCAGUGAAGAUGGCAAGCACUACAUUGUCAACGGUGAGAAGAAGUGGAUCACGAAUGGUAUCUGGUCCGACUACUUCACCGUUGCUGUCCGCACUAGUGACCAGGGCAUGAACGGUAUCAGUGUCCUCCUCAUCGAGCGAGAGAACGGCGGUGUCAGCACUCGUCGUAUGGACUGCCAGGGUGUCUGGAGCAGUGGUACUACCUACAUCAAUUUCGAGGACACCAAGGUUCCCGUUGAGAACCUGAUUGGCAAGGAGAACCAAGGGUUCAAGGUCAUCAUGAUGAACUUCAACCACGAACGUAUCGGUAUCAUCAUUCAGUGUGUGCGAUUCUCCCGUGUCUGCUACGAACAAUCCGUCAAAUACGCCAACAAGCGUCGCACCUUUGGCAAGAAACUCAUUGACCACCCGGUCAUCCGCCUGAAGCUUGCAGAUAUGGCUCGUCAAAUCGAGGCUGCCACGAACUGGCUCGAGAAUGUCAUCUACCAGGCUCAGUCCAUGGACGAGACCGAGGCUAUGCUGAAGAUGGGCGGUCCCAUUGCUGGUCUCAAGGCCCAGUCCACCAAGACCUUUGAGUUCUGCGCUCGUGAAGCCAGUCAGAUCUUUGGCGGACUUAGUUACAGCCGUGGUGGCCAGGGUGGCAAGGUCGAGCGUCUCUACCGUGAUGUUCGCGCUUAUGCUAUCCCCGGUGGUAGUGAGGAGAUCAUGCUUGAUCUCAGCAUGCGUCAGAGCUUGAGAGUUCACCAAAUGUUCGGCAUGAAGUUGUAG
This is a messenger RNA of Talaromyces rugulosus, 1620 nucleotides long. RefSeq lists its product as uncharacterized. The transcript is spliced from 5 exons. The record is from RefSeq and is a predicted model, not a curated record. Gene Ontology annotation, molecular function: oxidoreductase activity, acting on the CH-CH group of donors; flavin adenine dinucleotide binding. Bases 1 to 1620 code for a protein of 539 amino acids. NCBI's taxonomy places the organism in Eukaryota, Fungi, Ascomycota, Eurotiomycetes, Eurotiales, Trichocomaceae.